Molecule: messenger RNA, 2309 nt
Organism: Rosa chinensis
Lineage: Eukaryota; Viridiplantae; Streptophyta; Magnoliopsida; Rosales; Rosaceae
Product: zinc finger-containing ubiquitin peptidase 1
Exons: 6
Coding region: 381-1730 (449 amino acids)
Source: RefSeq, a predicted model, not a curated record
UGCUCAAAAAUCAUGAUUUAAUAGUGAAAAAAAUAAAAACUGCUAUUUUCACCAAAAAAAACCGUGUGCUAUAAUCCAUAAUUUUGGAUGAAAAAUGAGUUUUUGACAAAAAAAAAAUCAAUGUGGGAGGGACCUUCAUAGCCUCGCUCAUUUUCGACAAAGUUCACACUUUUUUCCAUUACAUCUAUCGCAAUCCCCCUUAUAUUUGGGCUAACUGUGCAUGUUUAGCCUUAAAGGGAAAUGAUAAUCAGUACAAGCCCAAUGAGACUUAAUUAUUGAAGCCCAUUAUUGCGGAUUCGGGUUUGGCUUGACCCGAAACGAAAGAGGAAUGCCCAGCACAUAAACGCAAUUCAAAUUACCAGAGCGAGCUUCGAUUUUGAAUGAUUGGUUUUGAUCGCAUGAGUGCUAUGGAUUCUUCUUCGUCUUCUUGCCCCUUCUGUAAUCUCACAGUUCCAUCCUCACAACUUGAACGGCAUGCCAAUAGUCACUUUGAGGUUGAAGAUGAGCAACUGGCUAUGGACUUGGAGUUUGCCCAGCAACUUGCUUUGGAACCUUCUUCUCCACCGUCCAUGAAUAAUCAAACAAUCAGAGACUUGCCAUUAGCAAGAUUUCAUGGACAAUGUAGCAUGGAGGAAAGUAUCUCCUGCCUGGCUGCUUUACAGACUAGAACCACUUUCCAUGAAAUUGAAGGUGGUGUGAUGGCUCUGCUGAGAGAGUGUUUGGAGUUAGAACCUAGAGAUACAACGACUUUUUUGUGUGGUUAUACAGAUCAUAUUCAGAGCAUUCGAUCUGAGGAUUCUGGGUGGGGUUGUGGGUGGCGUAACAUCCAAAUGCUUAGCUCCCAUUUGCUUAUGCAAAGGCAAGAGACUCGAGAAGUUUUGUUUGGUGGUGCAGGAUUUGUUCCUGAUAUCCCAUCACUCCAAAGAUGGCUUGAGAUUGCUUGGGAAAAGGGAUUUGAUGCAGCUGGCUCUGAUCAGUUUGCUAACAAAAUUUAUGGCUUGAAAAGAUGGAUUGGAACAACUGAAUGUGCUGCUAUUUUCCGUUCUUUUGGGCUGCGAGCAAGGAUAGUGGAUUUUGGUCCUAAGGAACUCGAACCAUAUUAUCAUUCUCUUCCUGGUUCAAGGCUUGGGGAAGAGGUCAAGAGAAUACAUAAUGGUGGGAAGAGGAAAGCAAUUCAGGUUUGUGGACCGAUGGAUAGAUAUUUGCCAGAAAGGAGUCAUGAUAUUAACCAAGCAAGUUCCAGUUGCCGUGAAAAGUCGAGUUGUUCUACUAGCCAUAUAGGUGAUUCUUGGGGUAGGAAAAGUAAUUAUAAUUCGGGAAAUAAGUUUUCAAAGAAAAGCAAGGGUCAUCAGGUUCUCAUGGAUUGGAUCUGGAAUUACUUUAAUGAUGGUAACGUUACCAAAACGGGCAAUCACCAGGUCAUUGUUAGUGACAAAACACCCUUGUACUUUCAGCAUGAUGGGCAUUCGAGAACCAUUGUUGGGAUUCAAGUCAAAAAUCAACAUAACGGGAUGCAGCAACACACUCUCUUAAUUUUGGACCCUGGUCAUAGAACGGCAGACCUGGAAAGAUCUCUGAAGGAAAAGAGAGGAUGGCAGAAGUUUAUAAAAAGAGGAGUUCACACACUGAGAAAGCCACAGUACCAGUUGUGUUAUAUUGAUCCUGGCAUUUCAAGUGGAGAUGAAGUGGAGUUGCUCAAGACUCUAGAUAGUGUUUUUCUUGAACUCUAGAGGACCCUGUUCAACAUUUUGACUUGUCAGUGGCUAUGCUAUUGUUAGAUUUGAAAUCAAUGCAUGACAAAAGAAAAUUUGGGUAUCUGAAGAAUGAAAGUUCACUGUUCUAAGGCUUCCUUCCCUCCCUUAAAUGCUAUUGUUAGAUUUGAAAUCAAUGCAUGAUAAAAGAGAAUUUGGGUAUCUGAAGAACGAAAGUUCACUGUUCUAAGGCUUCUUUCCCUCCCUUAAAGAGAAAGUUCAGACUCUGAAGCUCGUGCAGAAGGUUUCACGCUAUGUGCCGAGCUCUUCUUGAUCAAUGAUCUUGACUGCUGAGGGUUGAUUUUGUGGAAAUGCCUCAAUGUUCAAGGACUUUGUAUGUGCAAGAGGAACAGAAAGUUGGUGAUACACUCCUAUUCUACUCUUCAGCUGCUAGGCAGCUCAGAUCUUUUGUCAGCUCUUAAUCUGGGGUAUCUUGGUUAAAUUAUGUGAGCUACCAUAAUUUACUUUGAUGCGAGUUUAUUCUCUUGUAUACUGACUUUGUAACUGUGAACAACUUUAUUCAUUUAUCAAUAUAUAGGAAAAUGUUCUUCUACUCAA